This is a messenger RNA of Hibiscus syriacus, 828 nucleotides long. Its product is annotated as ubiquitin-conjugating enzyme E2-17 kDa-like. NCBI's taxonomy places the organism in Eukaryota, Viridiplantae, Streptophyta, Magnoliopsida, Malvales, Malvaceae. Bases 165 to 611 code for a protein of 148 amino acids. Gene Ontology annotation, biological process: protein polyubiquitination. The record is from RefSeq and is a predicted model, not a curated record. The transcript has 5 exons. Gene Ontology annotation, molecular function: ubiquitin conjugating enzyme activity. Gene Ontology annotation, cellular component: nucleus.
AAUAACCACACAGGAUCCAAAUCCAAAGCACCAGUUUGUGUUGAUCAUUGUUUCACUUGAAAUUCGUUGUUUUCUUCUUCUUCUUCUUCUCCAAGGCCAAGCUCAAGUUUUGGCACCCGUCUUAUUGUUUGGUCGAGACUUUUGAGCGGGUUGUAUAGAAUCUCAUGGCUUCAAAGCGGAUUAACAAGGAGUUGAAGGAUCUCCAGAAGGAUCCUCCUGCAUCUUGCAGUGCUGGUCCUGUUGGUGAUGAUAUGUUCCACUGGCAAGCAACAAUCAUGGGCCCAGCAGACAGUCCUUUUGCUGGAGGACUCUUUCUUAUUGCCAUUCACUUUCCCCCAGACUAUCCAUUCAAGCCUCCCAAGGUUUCUUUCCGAACAAAGGUUUUCCAUCCUAACAUCAACAGCAAUGGAAGCAUCUGUCUUGACAUUCUGAAGGAGCAGUGGAGCCCUGCCCUUACCAUAUCCAAGGUGCUUCUUUCAAUAUGCUCACUUCUCACGGAUCCGAAUCCCGAUGACCCUCUGGUACCUGAGAUUGCUCACAUGUACAAGACCGAUAAAGCCAAAUAUGAGAGCACUGCCCGCUCGUGGACUCAGAAAUAUGCAAUGAAUUAAGGUUUCAUUCAACCUCAGGAUGCUAGUGUUUGAUCCCUAUUACUGAAUAAUAGUAAUACCUAGUGUCUGGGUUAUCUUUGAUUAAGUAGUGGUGUUUAAUAAGGUCAAAAGGUGUCUGUUAAGGGUAUUUUCUCUUUCACCGAAUGAAGUUUCUUAAAACUAGUUGUACCAAGUUGAAACUAUUUACUUUUUUAGAUAUAAAAUCCGAUAUUUAGAA